Messenger RNA from Manis pentadactyla (Chinese pangolin), 1102 nucleotides. It is a transcript of the gene C6H2orf80, whose product is annotated as chromosome 6 C2orf80 homolog. NCBI's taxonomy places the organism in Eukaryota, Metazoa, Chordata, Mammalia, Pholidota, Manidae. Bases 70 to 654 code for a protein of 194 amino acids. The transcript has 8 exons. The record is from RefSeq and is a predicted model, not a curated record.
GUCGUCCCAAAGCAUUAUCAGGUGCAGUGAAAGCUACAGAUACCUGCUCAGCUGCAUAAGCCUUUAAUUAUGGAAAGAAGGCUCCUAAAGAAGGAAAUGAAAAAGCUGCUGGGAGAUUAUAUUGGCAUCAGACUUCGGGAAAAUGAAUUUGACCCAAAAGGAAGAAGGCACCUCACCUUUCUAGAUGAUAUGGCGCACUGUGACUUGGCCAUCAGUGUUGCUUUGCAAUGGCUGGAUCAUUCAGAAGACUUAACUUGGCUGGACUGGGAGGAAGUGAAAAUGCCAUUUCGUAGCCGACCCACAUAUCCAAACCAUAGAGAAAGAGAAGCUAUGAUUUUAUCAUCUUAUGCUGGAAUCUUAAUGAACAGUAUCCCAAUUGAAGAAGUCUUUAAAAUUUAUGGGGCUGAUUCUUCUGCCAGUUCGGGGAAAACCAAGGUUCCCCGAGCUCCCCCUUUCCACCUCUCCUUGCACCCGCUGGCCAUGUUAACAGCACCCAAAGCAGCAGAAUAUGCCCGCAAACAGAGUGUCAAGUUAAGAAGAGGAGCAAUGAAUAAAACUGCCGUCAGUAGUUCUACAAGGGAAGCAAAUGCCACGGCAUGGAAAUCAUCAAAAAAUAUGUCUUUGGACCCACAGGCAAAGAACAAAGUCACUUAGAAACUUGGAAUUGUACCAUGGGAGUUCAUAAUAAAAGCUCUAGGACAGGAAAAGAAACAUCUUAAAAUUGCAACUCUUGCUGGCACAUUUUUCUUUACAGUUAGCUUUUAAUGCAAAGUGCAUUGAUGUUGUUUGGAUAUUGAGCUUUCUUCUCUUAGGAUUAUAUUGUAUGACUAUAUUGUGGUUAGAAAAGAAAGUGUGCAUUUUAUGUUACUUCAUUGUGACUGGAAGACGGCUGGGUGAAGAAUUCCAAGGACAGAGAGCGUUACUUUGUCAGAGUUGGUAGCCUUUGUAACAUAUUGUAAGCACUGAAUAUCCCAGAGCAGUGGAGAAGGCUGCAGUUUUCCAAAAUUUCGAUACAAAAUAAAAUUAAUCUGUCACUGAGUGCCUUUACUGUGUUCUUACAUGGAAAUAUUUAAAUAAAUAAGUAAAUAAAAAUCAUUUCAAU